This is a messenger RNA of Solanum tuberosum (potato), 1114 nucleotides long. RefSeq lists its product as uncharacterized. The record is from RefSeq and is a predicted model, not a curated record. Bases 123 to 890 code for a protein of 255 amino acids. The transcript has 3 exons. NCBI's taxonomy places the organism in Eukaryota, Viridiplantae, Streptophyta, Magnoliopsida, Solanales, Solanaceae. Gene Ontology annotation, cellular component: mitochondrial matrix.
CAACUUGAAGUUGUAAAUUUCCGAAAACAAGUCGAGAACUCUCCUAUUAAUAACCUGUAGCGUAAACCCUAAACCCAAGCCUCCUCUUCUCCUUAAACCCUAAAUUAUCUACCUCUGCGAAAAUGGCUGUCACUAACAUCAUCAGAAGGACUGUACCCUUGGCUGCUCGGGUGAUCUGUAGAACACAGAGCUACCAUCAUCGAUCCUCUGCUCUCUUAUCCACCGUAGUUAACCGUAGUGCUGCUUCUAGAAACUUCUUUCGGAGCUCAGCACCGUCCACCCUUCAUUUCUAUUCUACCAAGAGGCCCAGUUCUGAUGAAUCACUCCUCAAAGUCCUUCAGUCCGAAAUCCAAUGUGUUGAGGAAUCCGACGUACAAGACGAGGUUGACGAGGCUCCUGAGGGUUUCCCCUUCGAGAUUGAAGAUCAUCCUGGACAACAAACUAUAACAUUGACAAGAGAGUAUCAAGGUGAAUCUAUUAAUGUCGAAGUUCACAUGCCCGACCUUGUUACUGGUGAUGAAGAUGAGAAUGACAACGAUCGUGACCACCCUGAUAACGAAGGGGCCAAUCAGUCCCAAAUUCCUCUAGUUGUUAGGGUGUCUAAGAAGAAUGGGCCAUCUUUGGAGUUUGGUAUCACAUCUUUUGCUGAUGAGAUUGCUAUUGACACUUUGUCAAUCAAAGAUCCUAAUGUUGCUGAGGAUCAGAUUGCUUAUGAAGGACCUGAUUUCACGGAUUUGGAUGAGAACCUCCAAAAGGCUUUCCACAAGUAUCUGGAGAUUAGGGGUAUCAAGCCCAGCACAACCAACUUCUUGCAUGAGUACAUGAUCAACAAGGACGGCAGAGAAUACAAGAUGUGGCUUAAGAAUCUGAAGAAAUUCAUUGAGGCGUAGGUUCGCAUAAGUUUUGAUUGAUGUUUAUGUUUUAGUAGGGGUAAUUUAAUUUGGCUACAUCGUAAUGUCUGCCAAUGAUUAUGAAGUCUUUUAGUUAUUUUUGCUAUAUCAUUGAUAAAGUUAAUGUACUAUGAGAUCCUAGUCUUUGGCAAGAUAAAACAGAAAUGUUGGUGAAUUUUAUACAGAGUUAGCCAGCGCUCUAUUCAAUAUGCUUUUAUCAGCUA